Hyphopichia burtonii NRRL Y-1933 is the source of this 1027-nucleotide messenger RNA. RefSeq lists its product as uncharacterized. The record is from RefSeq and is a predicted model, not a curated record. NCBI's taxonomy places the organism in Eukaryota, Fungi, Ascomycota, Pichiomycetes, Serinales, Debaryomycetaceae. The transcript has a single exon. Gene Ontology annotation, molecular function: electron transfer activity. The coding region runs from base 77 to 844 and encodes 255 amino acids. Gene Ontology annotation, cellular component: cytosol.
GAAAGCCUUAACUCAAGUCAAUCUUUGGUGAUUUCACUUUUCGAAAGUACAAGCAGACGAGUAUAUAACUUAAGACAUGUCUAACAAAUUGAAGAUUUUGGUUCCUGUGAAAAGAGUGAUUGACUUUGCUAUCAAACCAAGAAUCAACAAGGCAGGUACUGGGGUUGAUACCAAAGGUGUCAAGUUUAGUAUGAACCCAUUCUGUGAUAUUGCAUUGGAAGAAUCUCUCAGGUUGAAAGAAGCUAAUAAGGGAUUAGUUGAAAAAAUCCACGCUGUCUCUAUCGGCCCUACCAAAGCCCAAGAUAUAUUAAGAACUGCUCUAGCUAAAGGUGCCGAUUCAACAACUUUAGUGGAUGUUGGGGACGAAGAAGUUGAACCAUUGGCAGUUGCGAAACUUUUACAAAAAGUUGUAGAAAAGGAACAAUCCAAUUUAGUUAUUUUGGGAAAACAAGCCAUUGACGACGAUUCAAACCAAACUGGUCAAAUUUUGGCUGGUCUUUUGAACUGGCCCCAAGCUACCUUCGCUUCCAAAGUUGAAGUCGAAGGAGAUAAUGUUAAGGUCACCAGAGAAGUAGAUGGUGGUUCCGAUACCUUAAGUGCCAAAUUACCAAUGAUUAUCACCACUGAUUUAAGAUUAAACGAACCAAGAUAUGCCUCCUUACCAAAUAUUAUGAAAGCUAAAAAGAAACCAUUAGAGAAAUUAAAGGCUUCCGAUUUAGGUAUCGAAUUAUCUAAAAGAUUGAAAACCUUGAAACUUGAAGAACCUGCUUCUAGAGAAGCUGGUAUCAAGGUCGAUUCUGUCGAUGAAUUGGUUGCCAAAUUGAAAGAAGCUAAAGCUAUCUAAACUAAUGACGCAUGACUCUCAUUAGAUCAAUAUAAAUGGGUUUUAAGUAAUAGAAUUCAUUCAAACAUAGACUACAAACAUAUCUCAAAACUUUGAAAUUCAAUUUCUUCAUGACUUUUCUUCUUUCUUGUCUUUUUUAUUGAUCGAACUUUAAAAACUGUACUUGUAUACUCAAAUAUACUC